Messenger RNA from Otolemur garnettii (small-eared galago), 2801 nucleotides. It is a transcript of the gene MINAR1, whose product is annotated as KIAA1024 ortholog. The coding region runs from base 48 to 2801 and encodes 917 amino acids. The transcript is spliced from 3 exons. Gene Ontology annotation, biological process: negative regulation of TOR signaling; negative regulation of cell population proliferation. NCBI's taxonomy places the organism in Eukaryota, Metazoa, Chordata, Mammalia, Primates, Galagidae. Gene Ontology annotation, cellular component: plasma membrane. The record is from RefSeq and is a predicted model, not a curated record.
GACCUGAAGUUUCAGUGUAGCCAGCAAGCUAGUGAAAUUGUUAAGUCAUGGAGACCAACCAGGAGACUUCCCUCUUUUUGGUGAAGAUUUUGGAGGAACUGGACAGCAAGCAAAACACCGUUUCUUAUCAGGACCUGUGCAAAUCGCUGUGCGCCCGCUUCGAACUGUCGCAGCUCGCCAAGCUGAGAAGCGUGCUCUUCUACACGGCUUGUCUCGACCCCAAUUUUCCAGCCACGUUAUUCAAAGACAAGAUGAAAUGCACCGUGAAUAACCAGCAAUCAAAGAAAAUCAUGGUGGCAGCAGACAUUGUCACGAUAUUCAACCUGAUCCAAAUGAAUGGGGGAGCCGCCAAGGAGAAGCUGCCCACCAGCCGUCAGAAGGCGCGCAGGAAGGAGGCGUCCUUCGAGUCGUGCAGGGUGGACGCGGAGACCUGCAGCGCGGCUGAGUGUGAGCCUCUCAACUGCGAGCUGAGGGACAGGCCUUUUAGCCGGGGGUACCCCACCAGGCAGUCGUCCAAGUGCCGGAAGAUGGACUGCAAGGACUGCCCGCAGUUUGUCCCCUCCUCGGAGCCCAACUUCCUGCUGGGUGUCAGCAAAGAGGUGAAAAACCGCGCGGCUUCCUUGGACAGGCUGCAGGCCCUGGCCCCCUACUCUGUCGCCAGCCCUCAGCCCUGUGAGAUGCAGAGGACCUACUUCCCCAUGAACAUUGAGAACGAGUCCAUCUCAGACCAGGACUCCCUGCCCCUCAACCAGGGCAUCAAGGAGACUUUCAUUUCCAACGAGGAACCGUUUGUGGUCCAGUCCUGUGUGCAGAAAAGGAACAUCUUCAAGGAGGACUUUCACAAUCUGAUGGCAGUGUCCCCCAGUAUGGUUGGCCCCACCAGCAAAGCAGAGGGUGAGGAUGGGGAACCCCAGAGGCGAAAGGACCUUCACAAGCCCCCCUUCUUUAACCACAGCUUCGAAAUGCCCUACAACAGCCAGUACCUGAACCCAGUGUAUUCCCCUGUUCCUGACAAAAGGCGAGCAAAGCACGAAAGCCUAGACGACCUUCAAGCCUCUACAUAUUUCGGACCCACCCCAGUAAUGGGAACCCAGGAAGCCCGGCGCUGUCCUGGGAGGCCCAGCAAGCAGACCCCGUGGCCAGCCAAAAGCUGGAGCCUAAACACGGAGGAAGUCCCUGACUUUGAACGAUCCUUUUUCAGUAGAAAUCCCUCUGAGGAAAAGCUACGCUAUCCAAACCCCAGCAGCCAGACCCCUAAUUUCCCAGCCCCAGACAGGCGCCCAGCUUACCUCUCGCCAAAGGAUCAGCAGCAGAUUCUGCCUGUUGGCUACGCUGCGAAACCAAAUGGGCUCAAAGCUAAAGAGAUGCCCUCCCCGGUCGACCUGGAGAAGCACGAACCCGUGAAAAAGUUCAAGGACAAGAGCAUCAGCUGUACCAGUGGGCAGCUCAGCUCAGACACCAGCAGUGUAGGCACCCAGACCGAGCAGCACGUGCUGGAGCCCAAAAAGUGCAAAGAUCUGGGCGCAUCCGGGCAGGCCAAGUACAGCGACAGACUCGCCAUGAAGCACUCGGACGACGAUUCGGAGGUCGUCAGCGACGACAUCAGCGACAUCUUCCGUUUUCUUGACGACAUGAGCAUCAGCGGCUCCACCGGGGUGAUACAGUCGUCCUGCUACAACAGCACGGGGUCCUUGUCUCAGCUUCACAAGUCAGACUGUGACAGUUCUCCUGAGCACAACUUAACCAAAAUAGCCAAUGGGGUUCCCAACAGCAAGGGAGAGAAGGGCACCCGGCUGGAAAACAGCCACCACUCGGAAGAAGAGCUGAAGAGCAGCGUGUGCAAGCUGGUGCUCAGGAUCGGCGAGAUCGAACGCAAGCUGGAGUCGCUGUCGGGUGUCCGCGAGGAAAUCUCCCAGGUCUUGGGCAAACUGAAUAAGCUGGAUCAGAAAAUGCAGCAGCCAGAGAAGGUGAGCGUGCAGAUCGAUCUGAACUCUCUGACCAGCGAGGCUCCGUCUGAUGACAGCGCCUCGCCUCGAAUGUUCCGCGCACACAGCGGCUCCCACGGCCCCAAGCUGGAGAGCAGCGCCGACUGGUGCUGCUCCGACGCCAGCGGGAGCAACAGCGAGAGCCUGCGUGUGCAGGCCUUAAAAAAAAGCCUCUUCACCAGGCCGUCCUCCAGGUCCCUGACGGAGGAGAACAGCGCCACCGAGUCCAAAAUCGCCAGCAUCUCCAACUCACCCCGGGACUGGCGCACCAUCACCUACACCAACCGCGGGGGCCUCAGCGAGGAAGAGAUAAAAGACGCCGGCCCAGGAGAUAAUAAGGACUGGCAUCGAAAGUCUAAAGAGGCAGACAGGCAGUACGACAUCCCCCCGCAGCACCGACUACCCAAGCAGCCCAAAGAAGGCUUCCUGGUGGAGCAGGUGUUCAGCCCUCACCCCUACCCUGCCUCCCUCAAAGCACACAUGAAGAGCAACCCCCUGUACACGGACAUGCGGCUGACCGAGCUGGCCGAGGUGAAGCGGGGCCAGCCUUCUUGGACCAUCGAGGAGUAUGCACGGAAUGUGGGCGACAAGGGCAAGCUGACAGCCCUGGACCUGCAGACACAAGAAUCUUUAAACCCAAACAACUUAGAAUAUUGGAUGGAAGAUAUUUAUACUCCAGGCUACGAUUCAUUACUAAAACGUAAAGAAGCUGAAUUCAGACGAGCCAAGGUCUGCAAGAUUGCUGCUCUGAUUGCGGCUGCCACGUGCACUGUCAUCCUCGUCAUUGUCGUGCCCAUCUGCACGAUGAAAUCAUGA